AUGGCCGACCCCGAGCCCAAAGACCGUCGUGACGUUCAGUCUUUCACUGACGAGAAGGAGAAUCAGGUACACCGCGAGUACCUGCAGCAAGAUGAGACCCCGGCGGAAAUCGAAGCUCGUCAGCAAGAGGCUGCCUUGGUGCGGAAGCUGGAUAGAUUUAUCGCACCAGUUAUGAUGCUACUUAUGCUGAUUUCGUAUCUGGAUCGAGGGAAUAUUGGGUUCGCUGCGACGCAGGGGAUGACGGAAGAUAUCCAUCUGAAAGGUACAGAGUUGAAUACUGCGGUGUCCGUAUUUUACAUUUUCUACAUCUUGGCUGAGUUCCCAACCUCCAUCGUCGUCAAACGCCUCCAAUUCAACCGCGUCAUUCCCACUAUUACCUUCUGCUGGGGAAUCGUAUGCAUGUGCACGGGAUUCGUCCAAUCCUUUGGCGGUCUUGUCACCACACGCAUCUUCCUUGGGUUCUUCGAGGGUUGCUUGUUCCCAUCCAUGACGUUGUUCCUGUGCAAUUGGUACACGCGAGAAGAGCUCGGCAUCCGCGUUGCCUACCUCUUCAUUGCCUCAGCCCUGAGCGGCGCAUUUGGCGGCCUCAUCGCGCUUGGAGUGUUGUACAUGGACGGUGUAAAUGAAUGGUCAGGAUGGCGAUGGCUCUACGUAAUCGAAGGCCUGAUCACCAUAGUCUGGGCCUUCUGCUGCAUCUUCCUCGUCCCCAAGUCCUAUGAGACCGCGUACUUUCUCAACGCCGAGGAGAAAGCAAUCAUGCGCCAGCGCGCCGAGCGCGCAGAAGCGUACUCCGGCGGCUCUGGCCACGUCUCAAAAGCCGACAUCAAAGAAGCCGCAAAAGACAUCAAAUCCUGGCUCCACGGCUGCAUCCAAAUCGCCGUCGUUACAAUCCUCUACGGCUUCGGUACCUUCCUACCCAUCAUCAUCAGGUACGGGUUCAAGUAUUCUACGCAGCAGGCACAAUACCUCGUCGUCCCCGUCAACCUCUGGGGCGCCCUCGUCUACGCCGUGGGCGCCUACCUCUCCGACCGCUACCAGGCGCGCUUUUGGCCCAUGAUAAUCUGCGCACCCAUCGGCAUAGCCGGCUACGCAAUCCUCAUCGCGCCCGUGUCCGCCGGCGUCCUUUACUUCGCGACCUACCUCGUCGCGACAGCGUGUUUCCUCUGCACCGGAAGCAACAUCACGUGGCUCUCCGUCAACAACGCGCCCGACGGAAAGCGCGCUGCUUCUAUGGGUAUCUUGCUUACGUUGACGAAUAUUGGGGGCGUGGUUAGUGGGCAGAUAUAUUACACGGGGGCGGCGCCGAGGUAUGUGCUAGGCCAUGCGUGGAGUCUGGGGUGUUUGUUGUUUGCAUGGUGUGGGUGGUGGGUUGUAAGGGCGAUCUACAAGAGGAGGAACGCGGAGAAGGAUAGAGCGAUGAGGGAAGGUUAUGUUAGGCCUGAAGGGAGGAUGUAUACCGAUCGCGAGCCAGAUUUUAGGUACCAGAUUUGA
Didymosphaeria variabile is the source of this 1491-nucleotide messenger RNA. RefSeq lists its product as uncharacterized. Gene Ontology annotation, cellular component: membrane. The transcript is spliced from 6 exons. Lineage: Eukaryota; Fungi; Ascomycota; Dothideomycetes; Pleosporales; Didymosphaeriaceae. Gene Ontology annotation, molecular function: transmembrane transporter activity. Gene Ontology annotation, biological process: transmembrane transport. The record is from RefSeq and is a predicted model, not a curated record. The coding region runs from base 1 to 1491 and encodes 496 amino acids.